CCCCCACCAACAGCUGAAGCUCGGGAUGGUUUCCCCUGAAGAGCGCCUUCGACAAUGAUACCCCGAAUCCUCCCUCGCGCGACGCUCGCAUGUCCGCGGUGCAGCGUCGCAAAGGCGCACAGCCUCCCGCCGUGGCUCCCGCAGAGGCCGAUUGCGGCUGUCCAGCGUCCGCUCCGGACGUCAGCCGUGGCUCGUCGUGAGCAGACGCCGUCGCCCGUCCCCGAGUCGCUGAAACCUCCCUCGACGAGCUCAAAGCCUGCGCCUACCGAGGUCCCUUCUGCUUCUGCUUCUGCUGCGAAAGAUGCUCCCAAGGCGCCUGCAAAGAAGCCCAGCAGCGAUAUCCUCGCCGCUGUGGACAAGACGACGGCGGAGCAGCGCAAGGCCGACUGGGCCAUCAUGAAGGAGAUGUCGCGUUAUCUGUGGCCCAAGGGCGAGGUUGGCACCAAGGUGCGCGUAGGGCUGGCCGUCGCUCUGCUGGUCGGCGCAAAGGUCCUCAACGUGCAGGUGCCCUUUUACUUCAAGAGCAUCGUGGACUCGAUGAACAUUGACAUUGCUGCGGUUGGUGGUACGGCGACGACGGUGGCGGGCGCCAUGAUUGUCGCAUACGGAGCCACCAGGAUAGGCGCCACCUUGUUCCAGGAGCUGCGCAAUGCCGUCUUUGCCUCGGUUGCGCAAAAGGCCAUUCGUGGAGUCGCACGGAAUGUCUUUGACCAUCUGCUGCGACUCGACUUGAGCUUCCACCUUUCCAAGCAGACCGGUGGCCUCACGCGGGCCAUGGAUCGCGGAACUAAAGGCAUCAGCUUCCUCCUCACUAGCAUGGUCUUUCACAUUCUCCCGACGGCAUUGGAAAUUAGCAUGGUGUGCGGCAUCCUCACGUGGCAGUACGGCUUCAAAUUCGCAGCCGUGACAGCAUUGACCAUGGUGGGAUACACGGCUUUUACCAUCUGGACGACGGCUUGGAGGACAAAGUUCCGCAGACAGGCCAACGCUGCUGAUAACCGGGCUUCGACAGUGGCUGUGGACUCGCUCAUCAACUAUGAGGCCGUCAAGUACUUUAACAAUGAAAAGUUUGAGGUCUCGCGCUAUGAUAAGGCCCUGAGGGAAUACGAAAAGAGCUCCAUCAAGGUAGCAACCUCCCUGGCUUUCCUCAACAGCGGACAAAACAUCAUCUUUUCCACUGCCUUGACCGCCAUGAUGUACUUUGCAGCCGAGGGAGUCGCCGCGGGGACCCUGACUGUUGGAGAUCUCGUCAUGGUGAACCAGCUCGUGUUCCAACUCUCCGUUCCCCUGAAUUUCCUCGGGUCUGUGUAUCGCGAAUUGCGACAGUCUCUCUUGGACAUGGAAACGCUGUUCAACUUGCAGAAGGUGAACGUCAACAUUGUGGAAAAGCCAGACGCGAAGCCCCUGGCUCUGGUCAAGGGCGGAGAGAUCAAGUUCGAGAACGUCAGCUUUGGAUACCAUCCUGAACGGCCCAUUCUGAAGGACCUUACAGUCACCAUUCCAGCUGGAAAGAAGGUUGCUGUUGUCGGCCCCAGCGGCUGUGGCAAAUCGACUCUCCUCAGGCUCCUGUUCCGAUACUAUGAUGUCCAGGGUGGCCGUAUCCUUAUUGAUGACCAGGAUAUUCGAGAUGUCACUGUUGACUCGCUGCGUCGGGCCAUCGGUGUCGUUCCCCAGGACACUCCUCUCUUCAAUGAUACCGUCGAGCACAACAUUCGCUAUGGCAUGAUUGAUGCUUCGCACGAGCAAGUUGUCGCAGCCGCAAAGCGAGCCCGCAUUCACGACAUCAUCGAAAAGUUCCCAGAAGGCUAUCAGACCAAGGUCGGUGAGCGAGGCAUGAUGAUUUCUGGUGGUGAGAAGCAGAGGCUGGCAAUGAGCAGACUGCUCCUCAAGGAUCCUCCCCUGCUCUUCUUCGACGAGGCAACCAGCGCGCUGGAUACGCACACUGAACAGGCUUUGAUGAUGAACAUCAACGGCAUCCUCCGCGAAAAGGGACGCACAAGCGUUUUUGUGGCCCAUAGGCUGCGGACCAUCUUUGACUCGGACUUGAUUAUCGUGCUCAAGGAGGGGCGAGUUGCGGAGAUGGGCACGCAUAGGGAGCUAAUUGACCGUGCCGGCGUCUAUGCCGAGCUCUGGAGUGCUCAAGAAACCAUGUUCAGCGAAAAUGGUACUGAGACAAAGGGGGCCAAGGAAGAGGAUGUUGCGGAUGAGGAGGCUGCUGAGAAAGCUGCUCAGAAGAAGAAUUAG
Messenger RNA from Trichoderma citrinoviride, 2244 nucleotides. Its product is annotated as P-loop containing nucleoside triphosphate hydrolase protein. The transcript has 3 exons. Bases 55 to 2244 code for a protein of 729 amino acids. The record is from RefSeq and is a predicted model, not a curated record. Gene Ontology annotation, biological process: intracellular iron ion homeostasis; transmembrane transport. Gene Ontology annotation, cellular component: mitochondrial inner membrane. Lineage: Eukaryota; Fungi; Ascomycota; Sordariomycetes; Hypocreales; Hypocreaceae. Gene Ontology annotation, molecular function: ATP binding; ABC-type transporter activity; ATP hydrolysis activity.